AAAACAGAACGGCAACCCCGGAGCCUCCCCGUUCAGCUCUCUCUUCUCCCGCUUAUCAAGAGCCUCAGUACAGUCUGUCGGGUUACAGAGACUGGUGGUGGUAGAGGGAGCCCGUGUUCAGUUGGAAACGUGGUGAGAUGGAGAAGGAGGCCACCGGGUAGCACACCAAUAUGGAUGAAAAAGCGACGCAACUAUAUGGAAAAUAAUCAAGCUCUAUGCAUAUCGGAUGGGAACAAAGAAUGACCCGCAUACAAGAAAAACGUUCUUAAGACUGAAAAUAGAUAGAUGAAUGACUAAACAAGCAACCAAACAAACUAACAAGAUAUUCAAAAUGUGUCAAUGAACAGUUAGCAACAAAGGUGCAACGCGGAGAAAUUACAAAGUCAAGUUCAAAGCUGCAUAGCGAAACUUCCAAAGAAAACGGAGUGAGGCGUUUUUAGUAGAGCGUUUCCACGUGCGAAGCUGGCAACAAUGGCAACACUGCACAAAAAAUACAGCGUCAAGCUACUGUUACUACUCCUAGUCGUAGUUUUAGUUACACACCACUUCAUGGCUGGCGUACUAACACAGAGUACACAGCGCAGCGAUAUGAACUCGAAUUCAAACAGUCAGAUGCUAAAGACUGAAGAAGACUGUGAUCAUAAGAUUCCAUUGACUUCCGAAAAUCAAAAAGGAAACUCUAUAGUUACAGAGAAGAUACAGAAAACUACAGAUAAUCACGCGGUGGGGACGGAACGCACGGCGGAGACGGGGACCACGCUCAGAUACGCGACGACAGCAUCAUCCCAAGUUAAAUCCCCGGGGAAUGGAACGCAAGGCCAGGAUAAGGUCAGCCGAGUUGCGACGGCGCGACCUGUUGCCACCCCAGAGCCGCCCAAGAUCCGCCACCCUCCCAACGUCCUCCUCCUGAGUUCGAUGGGCCGCAGCGGGUCGAGCUUCCUGGGCGGCCUCCUGAACUCCCAGCCCGGGGCCUUCUACAUCUUCGAGCCGCUCCACCGGCUGGAGGCGUGGCGCUUGGUGUCGGACGUCAUGGCGCGACAGACCUUCAAGCAGAUCGUCAAGUGCAACUUCACCGGCACUCUCCUCGAUGGGCUGGCGUCGGAACCGGACUUCGCCAUCCGCACUCCCUCGGCUUACUCUUGCAGACUCACGAAAAAGAACCAGACUUGCUUCGACGCCAAAAAACUGAAGACUGCGUGCAAUAAACUACCCAUUAAAAUCAUCAAGACCAUAAGAACGAGAGUGGCUUGGCUGGAGCCCCUCCUGCGGGACCCAGAGGCCAACCUCAUGGUCAUUCACUUAGUGCGGGAUCCGAGGCCGUCCAUCAUAUCGGCCAUCGAGCGGGAGUGGAACAUAAAGCCCGAAAGAAAGUGCAAGGAGUUGGAGGACGACCUGAUCAGCGGACUCCAGCUCGACAAGGCGUUGCCGGGAAGGUACAUGACAGUGCGUUAUGAGGACCUGUGUGAGGACCCCUACAAGAUGGCGCGCAUCAUUUUCUCCUUCUUGGGAUAUAAAAAACUGCCCCUGUCGACACUCAGCUUCCUCGAAAAAUCCACGGCGAAGAGCGACGGCAAAACCUACGGCAUCCAGCGGGACACGACGAAGCAGCAGCAGAAGUGGCGGCAGGAGAUCACGGAGGAGCAGCUGCAGGGCAUCGAGAAAGCGUGCGCCUCCACCAUCGCCUCCGUCGGCUUCAACCUGUUCGCGGACAUCGAACACGCGAGGAACCUGUCUUUGCCUCUCUACGACCCCGCGAAGGCCGGCCGCUUCUUCCCUUACUAUGGCAGGCAAUGAGGCAGGAUUUGCUUCGGUUUCGUGUCACUUUAUUUGACUGGAGUCUGCGGGGAGGGGGUUAGGAUGAUGCGAAUAUCGUUAUCGAUUUUUGUUGGCUUGUUUCUUUAAUAGGGGCCUGUCAUUGCUCGCUAUGGUAAUGUGAAAGGGGGGAGGGUUAGCUUUCGUUACUUUUUUCAUUAUUUUUAUCAUUUUUAUUAUCGUCAUUAUUAUUAUUAUUAUUGUGGUUACUAGCAUCAUCAUUAUUAUUGUGAUUAUCAUUAUCAUUAUUAUUGUGAUUAUUGUUAUCAACAUUGUUAUUGAUAUUAUUAUUAAUAUUAAUAUUAUCAUUACUAUUACUUCUAUGAAGCAUGUAUUGAAGAGCACACUAUCAGAAAGACAGUACGCAUAAUAAACAAGAGAGAGAGAGAGAGAGAGAGAGAGAGAGAGAGAGAGAGAGAGAGAGAGAGAGAGAGAGAGAGAGAGAGAGAGAGAGAGAGAGAGAGAGAGAGAGAGAGAGAGAAAUUUUAAAGUGUACGACGUAUUGGCUAGCUAGGUGAGCCAAACAGAUAAUGAAUAUACGUUGAAUAGCGUUUAAUUCUGUUUACAAGUGCUAUAUACAUUUCGUUUAGUAACGAUUGCACCACAGUCGAUAAUUGCUACACUGACUCGUCUAUAAUCGAAUUUUAAAUGAUUUUCUGUAAUCAUACACUAUUUACUCCAUUAAGAACAAAUUGAUUCAAUCUUAAUUUUGGAAUGGAUUAAAGUGUCUGAAAAUCAGAGAAAAGUACGAGACCGCAAAUGUAUUAGUUAUAUUGACUGCUUUUUUCAGAUAAUGAUACGAACAAGAUCAUCUGAUCCGUUGCCAUCAACAGUGAGACCUAUAUGUGUAUAUAAAAUGAAAAGCUAUAUUGCUACCUGACAUGUAACUAAUCUGUACAUUGCUGAUUAAUAGCUGCUAGUUAUAUACUUUUUGAUAUUUCGGCACUUUUAUAUACAUAUGUAUAUAUUAGGGGAGAUAUAAAAUUAUAUUACCGUUUGACAUAUUUAUUUAAUUUAAAGAAAAUUUUGUUUUUUUCCAACAGUUAUAAUAAAGAUUUUCAAGUAA
This is a messenger RNA of Penaeus vannamei (Pacific white shrimp), 2878 nucleotides long. Its product is annotated as carbohydrate sulfotransferase 3. Gene Ontology annotation, biological process: N-acetylglucosamine metabolic process; sulfur compound metabolic process. Gene Ontology annotation, molecular function: N-acetylglucosamine 6-O-sulfotransferase activity. The record is from RefSeq and is a predicted model, not a curated record. Lineage: Eukaryota; Metazoa; Arthropoda; Malacostraca; Decapoda; Penaeidae.